AUGGAGAAAGUUUUGAAAUUACUUCUAUUUGUUAUGGUUAUCCAAUUUGCAAUGCAGAAAGUCCGUGCAAGGCAAUUAAUCAUGCAACCGACUCCUCAAUUUGAAAUAUUUAACACGGGUGGUCUCAAUCGUAAAAGUUUUCCAGAAGGAUUCAUUUUUGGAACAGCUACGUCUGCUUACCAAGUAGAGGGGAUGACCGAUAAAGCGGGGCGUGGACCUUGUAUAUGGGACACUUUUAUCAGGGAUCAUGGAAUUGCAUCAGGAGCUAAUGCAAGUAUUACAGUUGAUCAAUACCAUCGUUAUGAAGAGGAUAUGGAUCUGCUAAAAAGUCUCAAUUUUGAUGCAUAUCGUUUUUCAAUUUCGUGGUCGAGGAUCUUCCCAAAUGGAAGUGGAGUUGUUAAUCAAGAAGGGGUUGACUAUUACAAUAGAUUAAUUGAUUACAUGAUUCAAAAAGAUAUUAUUCCAUAUGCCAAUUUAUACCAUUAUGAUCUACCUCAAGGACUUCAAGACAAGUAUCUAGGAUGGUUGGAUCGUCAAGUUGUUUUCAGGAAGGAUUAUGCGGAUUAUGCAGAAUUUUGUUUUAAAACAUUUGGAGAUAGAGUUAAAAAUUGGAUGACUUUCAACGAGCCAAGGGUUGUUGCAGCACUUGGAUAUGACGACGGAACACAUGCACCCGGAAGAUGCUCUAAACCUUAUGGAAAUUGUACCGAAGGUGAUUCUGGAACUGAGCCUUACAUUGUAGCCCAUAACUUGCUAUUAUCUCAUGCAACUGCAGUUCAAAGAUAUAGAGAAAAAUAUCAAGUAAGAACUUUAUUUCUUUAUAUUUCUAUAAAUUUUGUCUGGUAUGAAUCUCUUACUAGAGGAAAAGCCGACAACUAUGCCGCUCAAAGAGCUAGAGAUUUUCAUGUUGGAUGGUUUAUACAUCCUAUAACUUAUGGAGAAUACCCAAAGACUAUGCAAAAUAUUGUUGGUGACCGAUUGCCAAAGUUCACUAAAGAAGAGAUUCAAAUGGUGAAGGGAUCGAUGGAUUAUGUGGGAAUUAACCAAUACACGACAUAUUAUAUAUAUCAUGAUCCUAGUCAAGAUCAUCCAAAAGUUUUGGCCUAUAAUCAGGAUUGGCAUGCUUCCUUUGCUUAUGACAAGAAUGGAAUUCCAAUUGGUCCAAAGGAAUAUUCGGGUUGGUUAUACAAUGUUCCAUGGGGACUUUACAAUGCCGUGUCAUACAUUAAGGAGCACUAUGGAAAUCCUACAAUGAUUCUAGCCGAAAAUGGAAUGGAUGAUCCGGGUAGUGUAGACAUUGCUCAUGGACUGAAUGAUACUGCAAGGAUCGAGUAUUAUAAGGCAUAUAUAGGCGAAUUAAAGAAGGUUAUCGAUGAAGGUGCAAACGUUGAAGGCUAUUUUGCUUGGUCGUUGCUCGAUAAUUUUGAAUGGGCACUCGGUUACACCUCAAGAUUUGGUCUUACUUAUGUUGAUUUUGAGACACUAAAAAGAUAUCCCAAAAUGUCGGCUAAUUGGUUCAAACAGCUAUGCAAUCAAACUAUUUAG
Molecule: messenger RNA, 1545 nt
Organism: Impatiens glandulifera
Lineage: Eukaryota; Viridiplantae; Streptophyta; Magnoliopsida; Ericales; Balsaminaceae
Product: beta-glucosidase 44-like
Exons: 11
Coding region: 1-1545 (514 amino acids)
Biological process (GO): carbohydrate metabolic process
Molecular function (GO): beta-glucosidase activity
Source: RefSeq, a predicted model, not a curated record